GCAGUCCUGUGUCGCCCCCCGUCGUCUUUCUCGCAGAUAGUGUGCAAGUUUGCCCCUCCGUGUUGUUGCAAUAACCUCACGGUACCAGAUUUCUCACCCUCACGCUGGGGCGCACUGUUUAUACAACUGGAGAAGUCUUCACACCAAAAUGUCCAUAGCAGUCUCUAUCCCAAUCAUUUGGCAAACAGCACCAAACCCCCUCUCAAAACAACCUCCGAUCAUUUGGCAUCAUCGGCACCAUCGCCCAGCCCCGCCCCUGCAUCACCAGCUCCAUAUAAACCCCGAGAGCGAAUCUCCUUUAUUCAUUCACUUCGACUCAUCCACAGCGCACAUCGCUCGGAGAUCUUCCAAAAACAGGACUAUUUGGGACUAUCGCCAAGAAAAAGAGAGAAAGAGAAAGAUGAAUUCCGUGUGCUUUGCCGCUCCUCUUUGCAAUACUAUGAACACUAAGAUCCAGCAGUCCAGCAGCCCAGCUUCCCUGUGGAGACCGUGGCUCGUGACCAGACAAGAUGCUCAAACUGAAUGCCGGAAAACCAAGCUGGCUUGUCCUUACUCCAGGCCAGAAGUGCCCAGUAACACUACAACAGAUGGCAAGAUGCAAUCUUUCCAGCACCCUGUCAGGCUGUACUGGCCCAGAUCGAAAUCCUUUGACUACCUCUUCAGCGAUGGCGAGUCCCUGCUCAGAAAUUUCCCAGUGCAGGCCACCAUUAACUUCUACGAUGAGUCAGACAGCGAGGAGGAGGAGGAGGACAGCUGUGAUGAAGAUGACGACAGCGAAGACGAGGAGUGUCUUAAACUUAACAGUCACUUCACCAGUUACAACUGAGCGUUCAACCUCACCCGCCGUCUCUGCAAAUGUGA
Rhinichthys klamathensis goyatoka is the source of this 861-nucleotide messenger RNA. It is a transcript of the gene ripply1, whose product is annotated as ripply transcriptional repressor 1. The transcript has 4 exons. Bases 149 to 826 code for a protein of 225 amino acids. Gene Ontology annotation, biological process: negative regulation of transcription by RNA polymerase II; embryonic pattern specification. Gene Ontology annotation, cellular component: nucleus. NCBI's taxonomy places the organism in Eukaryota, Metazoa, Chordata, Actinopteri, Cypriniformes, Leuciscidae. The record is from RefSeq and is a predicted model, not a curated record.